Molecule: messenger RNA, 911 nt
Organism: Cuscuta campestris
Lineage: Eukaryota; Viridiplantae; Streptophyta; Magnoliopsida; Solanales; Convolvulaceae
Source: the annotation of a GenBank genome assembly
CAGGAAUCAUUCGCCGAUGUUCGAGACGGAACAAUCGGGGGUACGUCGAGCGAGAUUCGGUUCCGAAAACUUAUCCGGGUCCAAAAAAAGUACACGCCGGAAAAGCCCCAAAGCAAAAGGCACGAUGACCGGGGCGGCACGGUCAAUCGAAAAGUGGACGCUGGAGGAAGAGUGCUUAUUGGAGUCGGCUUGGGUUGACGUCUCCGAAGUUUACGAGGAAUGCGCCCGAUCUUGGAGGAACGGGACGAACGACGCCGAUAUUCUCUGGCUUGCCACGACCCGGUAUCAAGAUGACGGGCACCAAGGCAAGGUACCCAUCAAUCUUUGGAGGAUUUUGAGCUGUUCCCCGAAGUGGCAACAACUCAACAAUCCCGACGGCGGAUCAUCAAAGAAAAGAUCCUCCGUCGACGCCGAGAUUGAGGUCGACGACACUAUCGGUUCGUCCGAACAAAUGCCUCCCUUCAACGUUGCGGAUUCCGAUGACGAGGACCCUAUUCCACGGCCGAUCGGAAGAAAGAAGGCAAAAUCCAUUGCCUCGGGUUCGGGAGGGUCCGGCUCUGUUUCCGUUUCUUCUCGCGACGAAAUCGAUUGGACAAUGGUUGAACAAUUUCGGGUGUUCAAUCUUCAAGAAGAAGAGAGGGUGAAGCUAAAGGAGCAGGAGAUGAAGCGAAUGGAGCAGGAGGACGAGAUCAAAAUCAUGGAAACCGAGCUUUCUACGUUAUCGGGUUUCAAACGGAUGAUUUACGAGCAAAGAUAAAGAGAGAUCAAGACGAAAUAUAAUUUACCUUAGUUUUUUAUUAAUGUAUCUUUUUUAUUAUUGUCAUUUUUUUUAGUUUAAUGAAUGUAAUUUUUUAAAUUUUAAAUUAUUGUCGUUUCAAUUUCUUUAAAUUUAAUGAAUGUAUUUUCUUUAU